UGGAAAGGUGGAGUUAGCAGGGAAUUUUCUAAUUUGUUGGAGGCUAAGAUUUUCAGAAAGAGGAAAAAUUCAAGAUUUUAAUGAUCUAACAAAAUUUUGAUGUUUAACAAAAGUUUAAGAGGUAGCAAGGUAGAUGUUUCUUAUGCUGUCCACCAGAAAUCUGGUAACUAUUUUAUUUAAAAUUGGGAUAAUAACAAACAGUUUAAUUGAAACAUUGUUGCAAAAAUCAUUUUUGUUUCAUCUCGUCUCUUAGGUAAUUUCAUGAAACCACAUUUUAACAAAUUAUUUUAAUUUUUAACAAUUUUCUCUUUCUGCGUGUGAAACAAGUUGGUUAAAAAAAGAUAUCAAGAAUAUAUAAUAUGAACAAUAAAAACUUCUUCACAAUAAUACAAUACUUCUUGAGAGUGAGAAAUGGGACGGACUUCUCGAUUUGAGUAGAUAUAGAUAGUAAUAUUGUGAUAUUAAAAAAUCUUUGGCUUUUAUAAAAAAGCUUUCUCGCUGCUAUAUCAUCUUGUUUGUACACAUCUCGCGAAUAUAAACAAACAUAUGGUAGCAAUACAAAUCAAUAUUUUGACAAUGUGUGAUGUGAUUGAUUGCAUAGCUGCUUGUUGCAUGCAGAGACGUAUUACUUUAAAAGACGUGGGUGCGUAGACCAUUGACGUAUGCCAUUACUACAUUCUCGUCGAACCUCAUUAAGUUGGAAUUUCGAUUUACGUUAAAAAGAUUGUUUUAAAAACCGAACUGAUAAUUAUAAUUCUUUCUUAUGGUUUUAGAAAGAACACAAAACAUUAAACAAAAAUAAUGAAUGUGUCAUCAAAUCAAACAGAUUCUGAUCCAUAUGGUCUGCAAGCAAUUACAGACGGUGAAAGAUACUUCAACACUUUAUUUCUUACCAUUGUCAUGGUGCUAACGAUUCUUGGCAAUUCUAUCGCAUUGCAUGCGUUUAUAGUCACGCCAGAUUUGAAAAAAGUGACGUAUUAUUUUAUAGCUAGCUUAUGCAUCUCAGAUCUCAUGGUAGCUAUAUUCUCCAUUCCUCUAUGGAUAGUAGAAGUAUUAUCAAACUGGAGUAAACUUUCACAGACAUGGAGAGUAUUAUACGCAUGCGUUGAUAUACUUUGUGGUACAUGGUCUAUUAUGAGCCUAGCCAUGAUUAGCAUAGAAAGAUAUUUGUGUAUUACUUACGCAAUGAAAUACUUUAGAAUUAUGACGAUGAACAAGGUGUAUAUAAUAUUUGCCUUUGUCACUGUAUACAGUGUAACCGUGACGGUUGUGGAUAGUAAACAACUAAAAGACACGGGGUACAUAGUGAAACAGUUUGUAAUAUUCACGAUGUCGUUUGUUAUUCCUGUUCUGAUAAAGUUGUUUACGUAUGGAAAAAUAUAUGAGGAAGCUCGUAAACAAACUAAACAGAUAAACGCAUUGCAGAAGGUCGGUCAAAGCAUUCAUGAAAACGACAUAAACAAUGAUGCAGAAGUUAAUUCUGAUUCUAGUACUAAUUCUCUGAACAAAAAUAUACACUCUUCAAGUCGUGUGUCAUGGACAGCGUCACCUCUUGCAAGGAAAAGACAGUGUACGCAGGCACGCAUACAGGUUUUAAGUGAAGUUAACGAAGAUGACAAUGUUAGUGACUCACUAGAUGCAUCUGAAAAAACAUCAAGCACUAUUUCUUUUUACAAGUGGUUAUUUAAGCAUGAAAAGUACAAGCGCAAGAAAUACAACGUUACUGAUGAAAAUGGAAGCUUGAGUAACGGUAGUAAUAAAAUCAAUACUUCGCCUUUGGUAUUAGAUAAAAAAGAGAUAUUUGUUCGACAGGACACUAAUGGUAGCAUAGCAUCUGUUGUUAGAUACAACGCGAAGGCGACUUCCGUUGACCAGAACUCAAAAGGUAAUAAAGGUAUAAAGAAAAAGAAAAAGAGAAUGGCUCAGUCUAUGAAAGAAAGUUACAUUGUAAUUCAACCAGACGAUGUUGGUGAACGAAAAAGAUCUGUCUCUUGUCCAGACCCCUAUCGGCAAAACACGUCAAGAAAAAGUUUAGAACCAAAUGAUGCGUUUGGUAUUGAGACUGUUGAUGGUAAAAAGGUUGUUCAUGACCCUCUUUCUUCACCGUCUUUAUCUCAACGACUUCGAUCAUAUUCAAAAUGGAGUCCAACUAAUUCUCCAUUACUAUUACGGAAAAGUCUUCGAAGAAGUAAUAAUAAUAACAAUAAUAAUAAUAAUAGGCAUUUGCAAAAGUUAAGAAGAUUUAAGAAAGAAUUAAGAGCAGCGAAGGUUGUUGGACUCAUUAUGGGUACAUUUCUACUUUGUUGGACGCCAUUUAUGAUCAUGGUGUUGCUAGAUCCAUUAGGUGUGAUAGUUAAAGUGCGUUACGUUAUGAUAGCUAAGUAUCUGCACUAUUUAAACAGUGCAAUCAAUCCUAUAUUAUAUGUCAUUCUUAAUAAAGUUUAUCGAAAAGCAAUAUUAAAAGUCGUGAAGAAAAUCAAGAGACAUAUAUACUGCUCAUAGAUGAUGGACGAUAAAAUAUGCGUUUUGUUUUCUUAUUUUCAAUCGAAUUUUGAGCGUAUAGGGUCGGGAAAGGAAAAUAGCCUCAAACCAGUGCAGUAAAUAAGUUCAAUUCACAAUAUCUAUAAACUAAAAUGACUCUUAACUAUUUGUUCAUAUUUGCCUUGGCGGAGCAUAUGAGAAUUACGAAUUUUCAUAAGAUUCUUGUUUUUUUUAGUUUAGUGGUUCUAACAUAAGAAUACUGUAAAUGACCUUUCUUUUGCGAACCCACGUUUUACUUUUAAACAAUAAGACCUAUUAUUUGUAACCUGAAAUCCCAGCCUAAGAUUUUAAUAAAGCAUUUUAUUAAAUCAUAUGUCCGCCUAUGAACUUUAUUUGAUAAAUAGAACGCCCUUCACAUUUAAGCGCCUCGUUUAGAUAGAAGUCUAAGAUAAAAAAAAAAGUAUUAAAGACGUUUUAAGUAUGUAUAGUUUUAUGCUCGAAUAUUUUAUUUAUAUUAACAGAUUUUAUAAUGCAAACUUGUAAGUUAUCACAACAAAAGAAAUUAUACAGAAAUUGAAUUCGUAUAUUGUUUCUAUUAUAUUUUCGUUACUGUAUUACAUCUAAAAAACACGAUGCCUUGUUUUUGUAACUUUAACUUUAACAAUGACAUGAAACAACUUAUCACAAAAAAUUUUAUUCACAAUAAAUAAACGGGGAAAGCUUUUUUAGGAGCAAUGAGUAUUCAACCCGUAGAGAUCAUUGGUCAAAUGAGUGUAACUUUCAGAGCUUUUAUAACAAACAAAUUGAUGACAGAGAAGACGUCGUAUUGCAUAAAUAAAAGCUUUUUCAGCUAUAAAAACACAACCACAACAUAAAUAACCUGCUUCACUUGGUAUUACUUAAAUUUAUACAAUCAGUUUUUGUUAAUAAAUAAACAAAAUAGAAGAUUGUAUUUUAAAAAAAAAAUUAUUUACAAGAAUAUUUUAUUAAUUUAGGGCGGUGGUGUUGCUUAACGCCUUCAGAUGGGGCCAAAGUCUGGCAGGUUGUCAAAAAAAAGGAGGAUUUUAAAGAUGAUCAUGUAAACAAUAUGAAAAUAACUUCAAAACAUAAAAAAAUCAUUUGGAAUUGUGGUGUAUAAGGUGUAUUGACGAAAAGGUCCGUUGACUGAAAAUGAACAUGUCAUUAAGAACAUUG
Hydractinia symbiolongicarpus is the source of this 3675-nucleotide messenger RNA. RefSeq names its product 5-hydroxytryptamine receptor 1A-alpha-like. Lineage: Eukaryota; Metazoa; Cnidaria; Hydrozoa; Anthoathecata; Hydractiniidae. The record is from RefSeq and is a predicted model, not a curated record. Gene Ontology annotation, biological process: adenylate cyclase-activating adrenergic receptor signaling pathway. Gene Ontology annotation, cellular component: membrane. Bases 802 to 2502 code for a protein of 566 amino acids. Gene Ontology annotation, molecular function: G protein-coupled receptor activity. The transcript is spliced from 2 exons.